GAGAAUGGUUGGAGUAUUGGUUGGUGAUUGGGCAGAGUUGCUAUAGACCACACCCCUGGGUGGUUUUUCAGACUAGGGCUAUCUUCAAGCGUUGCGUUCAAUCAGUUUAGAAUUUAGUAGGUGUCUUUCUGCUGGGACGACAGGUCGAAACGAGACAGAGCGAUAGAGGGGGAGUAACAAUUUUCACAUUAAACAACGAGUAACACGCUUUUUUUUUUCAUCAUUUCACCGGUGGACGCGUAAUUUGACCUGGUUUUUGGAUUUACUUCAAAACGACUUUUUCGUUUUUCUUUUUCAUUUGCUUUAAACAAAUUAACAGAAAAGAGAAUGGGAUCACAGGCUUCCAAGGGAGAGGUGGUCGCUGAGGCGAACGCUGCUGCCGCCGACGGUGCAGCGGUCAAAACCAAUGGACAGGAGAAUGGACACGUCAAGACCAACGGCGAGGUCUCCGCGAAGGCUGACGGGGAAACGGCCGCCACCAACGGCUCGGCCGAGGCCGCCAAGGAACCCGCCGCCAGCGGCGACGCCAUCGAGCCCGCGCCCGCCGCUGACGGAGAGGCGGCCAAGGCGGACGCCGGAGCCGCCAAGGAGACCCCCAAGAAGAAGAAGAAGAAGUUCUCCCUCAAGAAGCCCUUCAACUUCAAGCUCAACCUUAAGAAGACCAAGAAGGGCGCUGAGGCGGUGAAAGAGGAGGCGCCGGCCGGCGAGGCCGCUGCCACCGCCGCCGCCAGCCCCACUGAGGGGAAGCCAGCCGAGAACGGCGCCGCCGCCGCCGCCACCACCGCCACCACAGAGGAGAAGAAGGAGGUGAAGGAGGAGGCGGCGGCCGGAGGAGCCGAGGCUGCCCCAAAGGCUGAGGAGGCCGCAGCACCGGCCAAGGAGGAGGCCCCCAAAGAGGAGGCCAAGGAAGAGGCCGCUCCGGCACCUGAGGCCACAAAACCCACAGAGGAGACCCCCAGCCCGAGUGCCACCCCGUCUGAAAACAAAGAGUGAUUGUACCCGAGUGAACUGUGUCUCAACAAACUGUUUUUCAUGUGAGAGCGAGAGUGAGAGAGAGAGCAAAAAAGAAAGAGAAAAUUAAAGAGCAUAUAUAUAUAUAUUUAUAUAUAUGUGUAUAUGUAGACAUAUGUAUGGGUAUAUGUAAAUAUAUACACAUGUAUGUGAGAGACUCCUUCGACGUGCCACUUUUGUCAUGGUAACGGCAGACUAGAUUCACUAGAUUCACUUCCCUGGUUUUCAGUAUCCGGACGCAGGUUUUUGAGUGUUAGUGCUGUGGGUCUGUUCUUCGCCACGCUGGAGCAUGGAUUUAAAGCGACGGGAGUCCCUCGGCCCUCGUCACACGGGGUCAUGGGAAGGAUUGAAAGUGGAAGGAGCUAAAAAGCAUCUUUUUUUUUCGGGCAUCAGAAAAAGCACCCCCUCCCCCUCCUUCCUCCACUGCCAACUGCUUCAAGAUGCCUCCUUCCAGUGGACUGCAGCAGCGAUAAUAGACCACCACCACCACCACUUGAACUGACUGUUAAAUAGAAGAGUUAAAAAAAACUAAACGAAAUAAAAACACAAAACAAAAAAAAGAUACAAAAAAAAGAAAUCAGAAAUUAAAAGACUUUUUACAUUCCGAUAUUUUAACCCAAAUUUGCAGUAUUUUGUGGUGUACUAUAGAGGACCUUCUCGGUGAUUAAAAAAAAAAGCUCCGUCUUGUUUGUUUUAAAGAAAAUAUAAAAAAACAUAGGCAAUUUUAAUUUGUACCUUAUUCUAGAAGAAGAGAACACAUAAGGCUUGCUAUGUUCACCGCUGCGGUUCAAACAAAGCAGUUGUUUAUCUGUUGUGUGUGAGCCUGAAUCUGCUUUGUCUAUGUAAAUACAUUGGAUUGAGUUUUGUUCUUUAUUUUGCUAAUGUUGACAGAUGUUUCUGGUUUUAUUGUAAAGUUGAUAAUGGUCAAUAAAUGUUGGUUACCUGCUCGUU
Molecule: messenger RNA, 1962 nt
Organism: Gadus macrocephalus (Pacific cod)
Lineage: Eukaryota; Metazoa; Chordata; Actinopteri; Gadiformes; Gadidae
Gene: marcksl1b
Product: MARCKS-like 1b
Exons: 2
Coding region: 328-993 (221 amino acids)
Biological process (GO): actin filament organization; central nervous system development
Cellular component (GO): cytoplasm; plasma membrane
Molecular function (GO): calmodulin binding; actin filament binding
Source: RefSeq, a predicted model, not a curated record